Messenger RNA from Dipodomys spectabilis (banner-tailed kangaroo rat), 2236 nucleotides. RefSeq names its product squalene epoxidase (gene Sqle). Gene Ontology annotation, biological process: sterol biosynthetic process; cholesterol metabolic process. NCBI's taxonomy places the organism in Eukaryota, Metazoa, Chordata, Mammalia, Rodentia, Heteromyidae. Bases 206 to 1930 code for a protein of 574 amino acids. The transcript has 11 exons. The record is from RefSeq and is a predicted model, not a curated record. Gene Ontology annotation, molecular function: squalene monooxygenase activity; flavin adenine dinucleotide binding. Gene Ontology annotation, cellular component: endoplasmic reticulum; membrane.
GCCGCGCGCCCGGCCCGCGUCCGUGUGUUAAACGCUGACCUCGUUGACUGGCAGUCCUGGGACAUGGUGUAGGGGUGCUCGGCGAGCAUCCCCCCGAGACUACCUUGUGUUCUUAGGCGGGGGAAGGAAUCGCCAGAACCCCAUUGGGGUGGCUGGGGAGAAGAAGCUCGGCUGUGAUCGGUGCCACCAAAGGAGCCGUCGAACCAUGUGGACUUUUCUCGGCAUUGCCACGUUCACCUAUUUUUAUAAGAAAUGCGGCGAUUUCGUCACGCUGGCCAACAAGGAGCUCCUGUUGUGCGUGCUGGUGUUCCUGACCCUGGGCCUGGUGCUUUCCUAUCGCUACCGCCAUCGAAACGGGGGCCUCCUGGGGCUCCAGCUUAGCGGCUCCCAGUUUGCCAUCUUCGAUGUUCUUUCAGCUCUGCCCCUCGUUGGCUUCUUCUGGGCCAAGUCACCCCCUGGGGCAGAAAAGAAAGGGCAGCUGGAGUCCCGGAGGUGCAGAAAAGGAAUCAGUAUGUCAGAAACAACUUCACUAGGAGCAGCUACCUCCAUGGCAACAUCUCUAAAUGAUCCAGAAGUUAUCAUCGUGGGAUCUGGUGUACUCGGCUCUGCUUUGGCAGCAGUCCUUUCCAGAGAUGGAAGAAAGGUGACAGUAAUUGAGAGAGAUUUAAAAGAGCCCGACAGAAUUGUUGGUGAACUUCUGCAGCCAGGUGGUUAUGAAGCCCUUAAAGACCUUGGUCUUGGAGAUACAGUGGAUGGUUUUGAUGCCCAGGUGGUAAAUGGCUACAUAAUUCAUAAUCACGAAAGCAAAUCGGAAGUUCAGAUUCCUUUUCCUUUGUCAGAUGACAAGCAAGUGCUGAAUGGAAAAGCUUUCCAUCAUGGAAAAUUCAUCAUGAGUCUUCGGAAGGCAGCUAUGGCAGAGCCCAAUGCCAAGUUUAUUGAAGGUGUUGUGCUGCAGCUUCUGGAAGAAGAUGACACUGUGUUGGGCGUUCAAUACAAAGAUAAAGAGACUGGAGAGGUCAAGGAACUCCACGCUCCAUUGACUGUUGUUGCAGACGGACUUUUCUCCAAGUUCAGGAAGAACCUGGUCUCCAAUAAAGUUUUUGUUUCAUCUCAUUUCGUUGGCUUGCUUAUGAAGAAUGCACCACAGUUUAAAGCCAAUUAUGCUGAACUCGUUUUAGCUAAUCCAAGUCCAGUUCUCAUCUACCAGAUUUCAUCUGAUGAAACUCGAGUCCUUGUUGACAUUCGUGGGGAAAUGCCAAGGAAUUUAAGAGAAUACAUGGUUGAACAAAUUUACCCACAAAUGCCUGAUCAUCUGAAAGAAUCAUUUCUGGAAGCUACUCAGAAUUCCCGUAUGAGGUCCAUGCCAGCAAGCUUCCUUCCUCCUUCACCAGUGAACAAACGAGGUGUUCUUCUUUUGGGGGAUGCAUAUAAUUUGAGGCAUCCUCUUACUGGUGGAGGAAUGACUGUUGCUUUUAAAGAUAUAAAGCUAUGGAGAACGCUUCUAAAGGCUAUUCCUGAUCUUUAUGAUGAUGCUGCCAUUUUCCAGGCCAAAAAAUCAUUCUACUGGUCAAGAAAAAGUUCUCAUUCCUUUGUUGUGAAUGUCCUCGCCCAGGCUCUUUAUGAGUUGUUUUCUGCCACAGAUGAUUCCUUGCACCAACUAAGAAAAGCCUGUUUUCUUUAUUUCAAACUUGGUGGAGAAUGUGUUGCUGGACCUGUUGGGCUGCUUUCUGUAUUAUCUCCCAAACCUCUGGUUUUAAUUGGACACUUCUUUGCGGUUGCAGUCUACGCCACCUAUUUUUGCUUUAAAUCAGAACCUUGGAUUACAAAGCCUCGAGCCCUUUUCAGUAGUUGUAUGGUAAUGUACAAAGCGUGUGCUGUAAUAUUUCCCCUGAUUUACUCAGAAUUAAGGUACGUGGUUCAUCAGUCUUAAAGGGACCCGGACUGACCAGCUCCUAUGAGACUUGAAAGAGGAUGUCCCCCUCACAGUUCUGUACCACUUCACAAAUGGAAACUCUUGGACCAAGAUUGGGAUCACUUGUUUUUUGAAGUUUUUUGUGUAUAAGCAUGUAAAUAUAUGCCUUAAUUUACAAUUUAAAAUGAAGGGUAAAAUAAGCUAGAUAUUUAAAGGAAAUGAUUGUUACCAUAAAUUAGUGCUAACACUGAGGAACUGAAGUGUUUCUGAUUUCAGUAUUUCGGGUGAGUCCUUGGGACGUGCAAAUAAAACAGUGAACUCUUA